Messenger RNA from Salarias fasciatus (jewelled blenny), 2735 nucleotides. RefSeq names its product arylsulfatase B (gene arsb). The transcript is spliced from 8 exons. Lineage: Eukaryota; Metazoa; Chordata; Actinopteri; Blenniiformes; Blenniidae. Gene Ontology annotation, molecular function: sulfuric ester hydrolase activity. The coding region runs from base 141 to 1715 and encodes 524 amino acids. The record is from RefSeq and is a predicted model, not a curated record.
UGUCAGUCAGUACUGUGCUCUGCAAACUGGAUGGACCAGUUUUUACUUUAUUGUUGUAUUUUUUAAAGCAUUAUUCGUGAGUAAAUUUUCUUUCACUUCGCGUAGCGGCCGUCUGAGUCAAAGUGAGGCUAAACAGGAUAAUGCUGGUAAAAAGUGAACGUUUAGCGACACUCGGGGCGAUCCUGGCGGUCCUCGUCCCGAACCUUCCUCCGGGUUCUGGGGCUCCGCAACCGCCGCACGUCGUCUUCAUCAUAGCCGAUGACUUCGGCUGGAACGACGUGGGCUACCACGGCUCCGAGAUCAAGACGCCCAACCUGGACAAGCUGUCGGCCGGAGGAGUCCGCCUGGAGAACUACUACGUGCAGCCCAUCUGCACCCCGUCCAGGAACCAGCUCAUGACGGGCAGGUACCAGAUCCACACAGGCAUGCAGCACCAGAUCAUCUGGCCCUGUCAGCCCUACUGCGUGCCGCUGGAUGAGAAACUGCUGCCUCAGCUCAUGAAGGAGGCCGGAUACGCCACGCACAUGGUGGGCAAGUGGCACCUGGGCAUGUACAAGAAGGACUGCCUGCCCACACGGCGCGGUUUCGACACCUAUUUUGGUUAUCUGUUGGGCAGCGAGGAUUACUACAGUCACACCCGCUGUUACCACAUCAACCAUCUGAACUUGACUCGCUGUGCGCUGGACCUGAGGGACGGCGAGGAGGUCGCCACCGCGUACAAAGGAAUCUACUCCACCGAGAUGCUGAGCCAGCGCGCCAUCACUACCAUCGAAAAACACAAUCCUGACAAGCCGCUCUUCCUCUACGUGGCGAUGCAGGCGGUCCACUCACCCUUACAGGUGCCCGCGCGAUACCUCACCCCGUACCGCUUCAUCCGAAACCAAAACCGCCGGCUGUUCGCCGGCAUGGUGUCGGCCAUGGACGAGGCGGUGGGGAACAUCACUCUGGCUCUGAAGGGGGCGGGGCUUUGGAACAACACUGUCUUCGUGUUUUCUACAGAUAACGGCGGCCAGACGCUGUCUGGAGGCAGCAACUGGCCGCUGCGUGGGAGGAAGCUGACGCUGUGGGAAGGGGGAGUCCGGGGCGUGGGGUUCGUCGCCGGCCCGCUGCUGAAGAGACCGGGGACAGUCAGCCGCGACCUCAUCCACGUCUCUGACUGGCUGCCCACGCUGGUCGGCCUGGCGGGCGGGAGCACCAACUCCACCAAGCCGCUGGACGGCUUCAACGUGUGGAACACCAUCAGCAAAGGCAUUGCCUCACCCAGACUGGAGCUCCUGCACAACAUCGACCCUCUGUACACUGACUACACUCCAUGUGCGGGCGGCAGCAGCAGCAGCAGCACCAGCCGCCGCUUCAGCUCGGACUCCCAGCCGUGGGCCAAGUCCGGCUUCAAUGUUUCCAUUCACGCCGCCAUCCGGACCACCAAGUGGAAGCUGCUGACUGGCUACCCGGGCUGUGACCAUUGGUUCCCCCGGCCCGGGGACGACAACUCCUCGUCCUCCGCUCAGCCGGAGCCGCUGAAGCCCGUCAUGCUGUUCGACAUCGAGAACGAUCCCGAGGAGAGAAAAGAGGUGUCGGCUCAGUUCCCCACAGUCGUCGACUAUCUCCUCAACAGACUCCAGAAAUACCAGAGCGGCGCGUUGCCCGUUAAAUACCCCGAUGACGACCCCAGGUGCGACCCGGGCCCUACGGGAGCCUGGGGACCCUGGGCUUAGCUGGACCGACACCAUCAGAGACGCUUCAGUGUGUUUACGGUGAAAUCCAGCAGUGGGGGCAUUUCAUCCAUGGAGGAAAUUAAAGUUUACAAGCAGAUUCUUUUAUAUUUGUGAAUUAGAAAGACAGCUGGGUUGAUCUCUUGGUAUUUACAGCGACGCUAAUCGGGCUGCGAAUUGUUUUAAUGGGGAAAAAUUGAGGGGCCCGCUGUGUUUUUGAUUGACAGACGUUGGUGUUAUCGUCGAUCUCUGCUCACAGUAGCGGCGUUCCCAGUCCCGCUCGUUCCACAUGUUGCCGAUUUGUAAAGAGCAUCUCCCCGCUGCUUCAGGUAUUUGCACUUCGUUUAUCUGCUGCUGAGGAGCUGCAGGUUCCUUCUACACAGGAGACGCAAACUCACACAGAAGCAGCCGCCUUCAACCUGAGGGAGAGAUUAAACCGCCGUGCCUUAAGAAGACUUCACAAUGUUUGCUUUUUUAAAGUUGUACCUUGUGUGAGAAAGAAAAGCCAAAGUUUGACGUAUGCAUCUACAUUUUUAUUAAAUGGGAAUGAAUGGGAUUGUUAUAUAAGAUGUCUGUUGAUCAGCAACUCUGUCUGUCAUCAUAUUUGAGUUUAUUUUUUUGGGAGCCUUCGGUGGGAUGAUAGCACUUUAAUGUUUUGCCUCUUUUGUGAUCGUCUACUCAAGGCCAAAAAGCACAACUGAAGCUCUGUCAAAACACGCCGAGCCACUAACCUCACUGUCAAAGCCCGUCCUUCCAAGCAUAAGUGCGGCACUUAACUCGAUGACAACAGGGACGUCAUGUCGGAGUUUCCUCAUUCUUCAGCGAUGAUUGCUUGAUUUUGAAAGCUGUCAAACAGACUUAAUGUCCAACUGAGCCUCGAGUACAAAUAUGCAGCUGAAUGCUGCAGCAGCAGCAGGAAGAGAAAAGGCUUUGUAAGUUUUCCACAUGAACACAGAUGUUCUGUGUAAUGUUUUGACUGUUAAAUUGAGUUUAUCUACAAAUUAAUAAAUGCAUUUGAAUACA